GGAGACAACACAGAGGUGAAGAGAGUUCCGGACACCUUCGCAAUAGGACAGGAGAUUGAGUUUUACUAAACAGGGAAGCCAGAUCAGCCUCAUCAGCAGCAGACAGGAUGCAGCCUCCUCCUCGCAAAGUGAAGGUUACUCAAGUGGUCAAAGUGCAUUUUGGGGAACAGCUAUCGACCCUCCAAACAAAGCAGCAGCAGGACACAGAACUCCUCGAGGAUAUCAGGUCAUUCUGCAAGCAGAGAGCAGCUAUUGAGAAGGAAUAUGGACAGGCAUUACAGAGACUGGCAGGUCAGUACCUCAAAAGAGACUGGCAUCGUGGGAAAAAUGAGACGAGUGAAUGCAGGAGUGUGUUUUCCGUGUGGAAAUCCAUGGUUGAAGGCAUUUCAUUUAUUGGACAAACCAGAGUUACAGCUGCAGAAAACUACAGAAAUCUGACUUCUGAAGCUGCAAAAACAGCAAGAACUGCAAAGGAACAACUGCUAAAAAAGAGCAUUGAACAGCUUUUGAGAGUUCAGAAUGAACUACUUGAGACAGUGAAAGAAGUCAGCAAAACCAAGAAACGUUAUUCCCAUUUAGAGCGUGUGAGUGAGGUGGCGAAGGAGAAGGCUGCAGAUGCUGAAGCUCGGUUAAAGAAAAGUGAUCAUGGACUCUUUCAGUCAAAAGCCAGCCUACAGAAGCUCAGUGUUAAGUUCUCAACUCAGCUGGUGGAUUGUACUCAGCAGCUCGCUGAGGCGAGGAACGAAUAUCUUUUAUCUCUAGCGGCAGCCAAUGCCCAUCUGGAUCACUACUACCUUACACACCUCCCUGCUAUCAUGAAGUGCUUAGACGGGGAUCUUUAUGAGAGGCUGAGAGAUUACCUUACACUGAUCAGUAAGACGGAACUUAAUACCUGCAAGUCAACACAAGAGCGAUUUCGAGACAUUCUAGAAGUAUCAAAUCAGAUUUCUCGCCAGCACAACCUCCAGCUUUUCUUAAAAGAUACCAAUCUUUUCUCUCCAACACCUGCCCAGCAGUUUCAGCCAGCAGGAUUGGAUAAGGUAUCUCAUUUGGAAAAGCUCACAAAAGGCCCAAAUGCAGAGAAUGUAUUGGAUAAAGAAGCUCGAAGAUGGACAAGCAGAGCUGCAAGGGAUUACAAAAUGAAAACCCAUGGAGAACGGAUUUUGCAAAGGUUGGAAACCAGAAGAUUGACUGCGUCUGAAGAAGAGGUUCCCAGCAUGGAUCUGAAAAUAGAUGAAGUGAAGGAGAGUGUGAGAAAAGCUGAAGUCAGUAAGGUAAAGGCUGAUGCCCGGGUGGAGCUGUUACGUCACGUUGGCGUGGAUGUAGAUACAUGGCUGUCUGGCGCCAUGAUUCAAGCGGAUGAGGAGCUAGAGCAAGAAAGACGUCUGAGUGAAGCCAGAAUGUCUAAUGGAGAAUUAUCGCCAACAAUGGAAGAUUUCGAUUUCUCAGAGUUUGAUGAAUGUGAAGACAAUGGUGAUAUUUUUGAGGAAUCCAGUUUAAAUUUGAGUAGUUCUCGUCCCUAUCCAUCUCCCUGUCAAGUGCUGUACAGUUACCAGGCGUCUCAGUCAGAUGAACUUACUAUCACCCAGGGAGAGCGGCUGGAGGUAAUUGAAGAUGGCGAUGUUGAAGAGUGGGUUAAGGCUCGGAACAAGGCUGGACAAGUCGGCUAUGUCCCAGAGAAGUACAUUGCCUUCAUUAAUAAUUCUGCUGUUAACCAGAGAGUUGCAGAAUUGACAAAUUUCAGUCACCUUGGUGGGCCUUCCUUGGAGAAAACAUCUUCAGUAUUAUCAGAGUUUAACUGGAAUGAUCCUGGAGUGCAUCUUGCUAGAGCUCUUUAUGAUUAUGAGGGUCAGAGUGAAGAAGAACUUACAUUUCCAGAGGGAUCAAUAAUUCAGAUCAUUCGCAAAGAAGAGGGUGGUGUGGAUGAUGGGUUCUGGAAAGGGGAAUUUAAUGGUCGAGUUGGAGUGUUUCCAUCAUUGGUGGUAGAGGAACUGAAAAGUGAAGAAUCAGAAGUAAAUCAGGAUCUCCCAUCUCCAGCUCCACCUCCUUUCUUGCCACCCAUGAUUAGUCCAUUUGCAAACCAAAGAAUACAACUUCAAGGACCUACACCUCCAACAGAGCCAGAUUCCAGACAUGAAGGUUCAGGGAGUUCUCAGGGUUCUCCCGAUUUUGCAGGCACACGACUGAGACCAAUGAGAGCUGCACCUCCACCCCCAUCAAAAACAUCUGAAACUGGAGCAGUAGAAGAUUUUUCCUGAUCUCGCUGGCUUUUUUUUUUGUCCUGGGCUAAACUGAAAUCUGUGAAUUGAUUCCUGCAUGCAAUACAAAACUCACCACCCAAAAACUUUACUACAGCUUAUGAAGAACUACUGAGAUAACAAGGGAUAUGCAGAACAUGUAGGCCUUGUAUACAUCUGAAUUCUCAAAGCCUUGUUCCUGGGGAUAUGUGCCUAUAAAAAGAAAAAGCUUUCAUACCAAAGAGACUGAAAUACUUUUCAAAAGAACCAGUAUUUAAUGAGAAGGCAACCUAAAUGUGACCUUUAAAUCUUACCAAAGAGACUGAAAUGCUUUUCAAAACAACCAGUAUUCAAUGAGACUGCAUCCAAAAUGUGAUCUUUAAAUAGACUUUAAUCUGCAGUACCU
This is a messenger RNA of Bombina bombina (fire-bellied toad), 2643 nucleotides long. It is a transcript of the gene FCHSD1, whose product is annotated as FCH and double SH3 domains 1. The transcript is spliced from 20 exons. Gene Ontology annotation, molecular function: protein binding. Gene Ontology annotation, biological process: regulation of actin filament polymerization; neuromuscular synaptic transmission. Bases 108 to 2258 code for a protein of 716 amino acids. Gene Ontology annotation, cellular component: recycling endosome; neuromuscular junction. Lineage: Eukaryota; Metazoa; Chordata; Amphibia; Anura; Bombinatoridae. The record is from RefSeq and is a predicted model, not a curated record.